AUGGGCAAAGACGUUGAAGUUGGAGGCGAAUUCAAUGCCAAGGACUAUCAUGACCCUCCACCAGCAGAAUUGAUCGAUGCCGAGGAGUUCACCCAGUGGUCUUUUUAUAGGGCUAUUAUUGCUGAGUUCAUUGCCACUCUCUUGUUUUUGUACAUUACUGUGUUGACUGUGAUAGGUUACAAGAGCCAGAUUGACCCAACCAAAAACGGGGAUGAAUGUGGUGGUGUUGGCAUUCUUGGCAUCGCUUGGGCCUUUGGUGGCAUGAUCUUUAUUCUUGUUUACUGUACAGCUGGUAUCUCAGGUGGACACAUUAACCCGGCUGUGACUUUCGGUUUGCUCUUGGCUAGGAAGGUGUCCUUAGUGCGUGCCAUUUUAUACAUGGUGGCUCAGUGCCUGGGGGCCGUAUGUGGAUGUGGACUCGUGAAAGCGUUCCAAAAGUCUUAUUACACAAACUACGGUGGUGGAGCCAAUGAACUUGCUAUGGGAUACAGCAAGGGCACUGGAUUAGGUGCUGAGAUCAUUGGUACUUUUGUUCUUGUCUACACUGUCUUCUCUGCUACUGACCCCAAGAGGAAUGCAAGGGACUCCCAUGUUCCUGUGUUGGCACCACUUCCCAUUGGAUUUGCUGUCUUCAUGGUUCACUUGGCCACUAUUCCAAUCACUGGAACUGGUAUCAACCCAGCUAGGAGCUUUGGAGCUGCUGUGAUCUACAACAAGGAGAAGGCUUGGGAUGACCAUUGGAUUUUCUGGGUUGGACCUUUCAUUGGUGCUGCAAUUGCUGCGUUAUAUCACCAAUACAUCCUCAGAGCAGCUGCUGUUAAAGCCCUUGGGUCCUUCAGGAGCUCUUCCAACAUUUAA
Molecule: messenger RNA, 858 nt
Organism: Dovyalis caffra
Lineage: Eukaryota; Viridiplantae; Streptophyta; Magnoliopsida; Malpighiales; Salicaceae
Source: the annotation of a GenBank genome assembly